Saxophila tyrrhenica is the source of this 657-nucleotide messenger RNA. RefSeq lists its product as uncharacterized. The transcript has a single exon. Lineage: Eukaryota; Fungi; Ascomycota; Dothideomycetes; Mycosphaerellales; Extremaceae. The coding region runs from base 1 to 657 and encodes 218 amino acids. The record is from RefSeq and is a predicted model, not a curated record.
AUGGGCAUAGCUCUCAUUACCAUCCUCGUGCUGUGGUUUAGGAAGCGCCGCCAACGCAUCUACCCGGCUAAGUCCUUACCUGCUCAGACAGAGCUCGACGUCUGGACCCAGUCCGGCAAACCUGCAGUACACGGCGGUCUGCACGAAGACCAGAAUCCGUGGACGGGGAUCCUAAAUGGCCGGCCAAGGCAGUCAAACGGCGGACAGGAUGCUGCGGGCCCAAACCAUAUUCGGAGAAGCAGCGACCGCGAGGCGAGGAACUUCACGACUCCCAAGUCGCCAACGGUCUUUGGCGGGCACAUGCAAUCUUUUCAACGCGGUGCGAAGCGUAGGAGGGCAGAGUCGAGAUUUGGCAUUGCGUUGUCGGACUCGUCGUCCUUGCGUGGCACUACCGACAUCCAAAACAUGGUUCAGGACAGAAAUGGUGGUAGGGCUGAGCUUUCGGGCGAGGGAGGGUCGACGCAAAGGAAGGCAAGGUCCGUGGGACUGCCUGCUGAGUUUCGCAGGUCUGUGUAUCCGAUGAAGUGGUGCGGUGUGCUGAUACCCGUGCUUCCGCAACGGCUGAUCCAGGCUUUGGAGGCGCCUGAAGCAGAUCAAUGCAGGUCACGGCUGUCGAUAGCGACAGGAGCGUUCGGCUACUCAGAGGCAGCCGCAUGA